AUGUUUAGUCGUCCAAUACAAACAGAAUGCAUGAAAAAUGCGGAUAUAUUUUCGUUUACUAUGGAUGAGAGUCAAACAAAAUUUAUUUUUGUUGGAAAUCAUUGUUUUAUACUUAUGAAUUUUGAACUAAGUGAUUGUUUAUCAACGAGCAAUAUACAUCGUUCUCCAUUGUUCGAUCCAUGUAAUGUUAACAAACCGGUUAUCGAAUGGAAUCGUAAAAAAGAUCAUACAACAGAAUUUUGUGUAGCUAUCGAUCGAACUGUUAGCUGUUACACGCUAGAUCAAUCGAGAAUUACUUCAACGAGUACUAUUCUAUAUACGGACCAUCAGCGUCCAAUCAGUACAGUAUGUUAUUCUGUUGAUGAUAGUGCCAGUAUAUUGACAGGCUCAUUAGAUGGCACUGUGCAUGUAUGGGAUACACGGAAACCUCAUCGUGGUACUAAAUCGGUAGACAUAAUAUUGAAUACUCCUUAUACCGUUAGACGUAUUAAAUCGGAUCCUUCUUCUACGACUAUAGCCGUUCAGUGUGAUCAAUGUGUUCGUUUGUACGAUAUAAGACAACCUUCUGCUUUUUUGGGUGAUUAUGAACACACAAGUCGUCUGAUUGACAUUGAUUGGCGAAAAUCUGGUAGUUUGUUAACAUUAUCCAUCAAUAAUAUCAUUCGUUUAUAUGAUCCAUUAACUAUUAAAUCAUCUACUCAUCCACUCUAUGAAUCACAACCAUUAGGAGACUCUUCACAAUGUUUAUCAAAAAUACGUUCAACACCAUAUCCCAGUUUAUUUCUAACUAGUGUCUAUAAUCAUCAACAACAACAAUACGGAUUUUUACCAUGGCAAAUUAAUGUCGAACCAGAUGACGAUGGUGGUGGCGUCAGUGAAUUACGACAAUUUGAUGGAUGUCAAAGAAUAAUCAACAAUCAACAAUCGUUAAUUUUAGAUUUUCAAUAUAUAACAAGUACUGCAAUGUUACAAAUAUGUAAACAGGAUUCAGAAUCACAUUAUCAUAAUCAAAGUGAUCAUUUAAAUCGUAUUAGAGGUGAACCACAAUCACCAAGAAAUUCACUUGAUCAUUCAAAACAAGUACCAUUUCUCAUUGUAUCAUGGUCAAAAGAUGAUAAAUUAAGAAUAUCUGAAAUAGAUGAUAGAUUUAAGAUGACAUUAUAUGAUUACAUGCAAAAUAUGGACAAUAAUAGCAAAGAGGCAGCAAUAGCAACAAGCAUAAAAGACAUAUAUCCAAUAAUAAAUGAACCAAAGAAAGAAAUAAAUGUACGUCGAGGUGUACCAGUAAGAAAAACGAUAUAUUCUUCGGGUAUGGAUGUUAUCAGUGAAUAUAUAAAUGGAAGUAUAAAAUAUGAUGACGGUGAAGAAUUGGGAGAAUUUAAACCUUUGUCGGCAAGAACAUCAAUAUCUUCCGACAGAAGUAUUACAGAUAAUAGUAAAGAAAAAUCAACAACGCAAACAAGCGAACAUCUAUUGGUUGAUCAACAACAAUAUCUCUUGAAUAAUGAUGAUAAACAGAAUAAUGAUGUAUUAUCUGUCGCAUCGGAACUAUCAUCAUUGAACGAUACAUAUGGCAAUUACAUAACUGUUCAAUCAUAUGAUAUUGCCAAACGAUCAUGUACUGUACUAUGCAAAUAUGGUAGUACACAAAAAAUAUUUCAAUUGCAACUAAUUUUAUCUAAAAAUUAUCCAAUUGUUGCAAAUAUGGUAACAAAAUUUAAACCUGAUAAAUUUGACAUCAAAUUGCAAUCAAAAAUUCAACAAAUAUUAGACGAUAAGUCACAAGAAUGUUUAUAUCAAGGACAAAUAUGUUUAGAUGCAUGUUUACAAACGUUAGCCCAAUUCCUAUUUAAUUAUAAUAAACAACAACAACAACAGCAGACAGUAAACAUUAAACACACUCAUUUACGAAUUCCACAGAUGUUACAACAGAUCGCGAAUGAUGAAGAUUUAAUUAGUACAAGUAUUGGCAGCACAACAGGUGUCGACAUUGGCGUGUUGGAAGGUGAUAACAAUAAUAAUGUACAAUCAACUCGUACUAAUAGUAGUUUAAUGAAUACUACAAAUUUUACACAGUCAAGUUCAGCCGCCUAUACCUAUUUUUUAAAUACAUCAAUGUCCACAACAUCCGCACAAAUUCAAUUGAAUGCUCGAACGUGUGGUGCUCGAUUUUCAGGAAUAUAUAUUGUUUGUUUUGGUAAAUCAUCUUAUAAACAAAUAGGUUCUCGACCACCCACUCAGCAAACAUUAAUGGGUGGUGAUGAAGUUACUAACAUCAGUGAGCAACGUUCACUUACUCCGAUAAUGAAUAAACGAUCAAAUAUACCACAGAGUCAAACAACAAAUAAUCUCAUGUUAGUUAUGAGCAGACAACCGACAAGAUCAACGAGUUUAACUGGGCAAAAUCCCAAAAGUAGAGGAAAUUCAAGUACAGAUGAACCAAUUCAUCAACAACAUAAACACACUUCUCUGUCAACAGAUGUUGUAAACAUUAGCAAAAAACAAACACCAACAAAUAUAUUUUCGGCUCCAACUGAUUAUAUUAGUCAUCAGCGUUUGUAUCACUAUAAAACGUCGACUGGUUACGACCUGCCUUCACAACAACAACAACAACAACAGCAACAGCAACGUACCUUACGUCGUGAUGGACCUGUUGCAGUCAUCUAUGAUUUGGGAAUAAUAUUACCCAUUAGUCAAAAGUUAGCCGGUGAUUAUACAGUUGAUUAUUCUCAUACUGGUGAAAUGUGUACAUGGAAUCAACAAAUAACAUCAUUUAUGGGUAAACAAGAUCUGGCACAAUGUUGGAAAUUAUUAUCAUUUCUAUUAUGUGUUGAUGAACAAAAACGACCUACAAAAGAAUGGUAUUCAUCACCUAUUGCAAGAGGUCUAAUUGAGCAUAUGGUUGAGUUUUAUCGCUCCGAAGGUGAUAUACAAUCAUCAGCAAUGUUUUUAAUGACAAUGUUUAAAACACCUUAUAUGGAUUCAUCAUCGUCUAAGUAUGAUUGUUUAUUAUACGGAUAUUCAUCUAUAUUACAUCGUUGGAAAUAUUUUUAUAAACGUACACAAUGUUUAUCUUUAUUACAUAAAACUUCAUCCUAUUUGUUACAAGUGAAUAAUUUUUGUUUACAAACACAUACUACUACUAUUCCAUUAACACCAUCAUCAACAUCCACUAUAUACCCAAUUAAAUUUCCUACACCAACAAUGGUUAAUCGUUUACAUGCAUGUUCGAUAUGUCAUCAACCAAUUCAUGGACCAAUUUCGUUGUGUCCCGGAUGUGGUCAUAGUUCACAUUCUCAUCAUUUGUAUCAUUGGUUUUUAUUACAUCAUCAAUGUCCUUUAUAUGGAUGUAAUUGUGCGUGUUUACUGAAAUAUAACGAUUUAUUAAGAACGAAUGAUUUAGGAAUGAAAGGCUCUCAGUCACAACAACAAUCACCAUAUAAUCAGUCGAGUCAUCAUCGAGUAUAUAGACAACAAUAA
Messenger RNA from Didymodactylos carnosus, 3480 nucleotides. Lineage: Eukaryota; Metazoa; Rotifera; Eurotatoria; Philodinida; Philodinidae. The record is from the annotation of a GenBank genome assembly.